UAUUGUUAGAAGAAAUAAUUGGCUAAUCAACUGUGAUAUAUUACAAUCAUUAGAAUAAGUAAUAGAAUUAAGGUUUGAUUAAAUUAGUUGUUUGCUAAGUUAGUAAACAUAAUCAAGAUAAAUUAAUGAAUCAUAACUAGUGAAGACUUCAAUAUCAGUAGAUAGUUGUUAACUUAUGUUUCCCAAUUCUACAUCUUAGGUGAAAACCUCUAGUAUAUAAUAAGUCGCUAAGAUUUUAUUAAGCAGAGCUGACUAUAUCAUUUAAUUUCCCAAACUUACUAUUAUAUUCAAUUAACAAUUUAAUCUUUCAUUAAUUUUUGUUUAUUUGGAAACCCCUAUAUUAGAUAAACACAAAUACUUCAAUUUAGCAAUGAAUUUAAUCAAAGAGCAACUUGAAAAGUAAUGAUUUCAUCAAUUGUUACAUUGAAUAGUAAAACAAAAGAACAAGAAAUUUAUUUACAAUUUGCCUGUUAGCCCUUUUAGGAAUAUAUUGGUAUUCACUGUAUCUUAUAAUAGUUGA
Messenger RNA from Paramecium octaurelia, 520 nucleotides. Lineage: Eukaryota; Ciliophora; Oligohymenophorea; Peniculida; Parameciidae. The record is from the annotation of a GenBank genome assembly.